Molecule: messenger RNA, 4622 nt
Organism: Struthio camelus australis
Lineage: Eukaryota; Metazoa; Chordata; Aves; Struthioniformes; Struthionidae
Source: RefSeq, a predicted model, not a curated record
AAAAACUAAAAAGUUAUAAAACACAUCACUACGUUUAUUUUUAACACUGCUUUGUUUCUUACAUUAUAAUUAAUCUUCCUUUUACCCCUCCCCUCCCCAGGGACAAUUAAGUGAGAGCAUGGACCACGGAGGACUUGGCCAAUAUGACCUUGGCAUGGAACAUUGUGAAAAAUUUGAGAUUUCAGAAACUAGUGUUAACAGAGGUCCAGAAAAGAUCCGACCAGAGUGCUUUGAGUUACUACGCGUACUUGGCAAAGGUGGCUACGGAAAGGUAUUUCAAGUACGAAAAGUAACUGGAGCAAAUACCGGGAAGAUUUUUGCCAUGAAAGUUCUUAAGAAGGCAAUGAUUGUAAGGAAUGCAAAAGAUACAGCUCAUACAAAAGCAGAGCGAAAUAUACUGGAGGAGGUGAAACAUCCCUUCAUCGUAGAUUUAAUUUAUGCCUUUCAGACUGGUGGAAAACUCUACCUCAUCCUUGAGUAUCUCAGUGGAGGAGAACUAUUUAUGCAGUUAGAGAGAGAAGGGAUAUUUAUGGAAGACACAGCUUGCUUUUACUUGGCAGAAAUCUCAAUGGCACUGGGGCACUUGCAUCAAAAAGGAAUAAUCUAUCGUGAUCUGAAGCCAGAAAAUAUCAUGCUUAAUCAUCAAGGUCAUGUAAAAUUGACUGACUUUGGAUUAUGUAAAGAAUCUAUUCACGAUGGAACAGUCACGCACACGUUCUGUGGAACAAUUGAAUACAUGGCCCCUGAAAUCUUGAUGAGGAGCGGGCAUAAUCGUGCUGUGGACUGGUGGAGUUUGGGGGCAUUAAUGUAUGACAUGCUGACUGGAGCACCUCCUUUCACUGGGGAGAACAGAAAGAAAACAAUUGACAAGAUUCUCAAGUGUAAGCUCAACUUGCCUCCCUACCUCACACAAGAAGCCAGAGAUCUGCUUAAAAAGCUGCUAAAAAGAAAUGCUGCCUCACGUCUAGGAGCUGGUCCUGGGGAUGCUGGAGAAGUUCAGGCUCACCCGUUCUUCAGACACAUUAACUGGGAUGAGCUGUUAGCACGGAAGGUGGAACCUCCCUUUAAACCUUUACUGCAAUCUGAAGAGGAUGUGAGCCAGUUUGAUUCAAAGUUUACACGUCAGACACCUGUUGAUAGCCCAGAUGACUCUACUCUCAGUGAAAGUGCCAACCAGGUUUUUCUGGGUUUUACAUAUGUGGCUCCAUCUGUACUUGAAAGCGUAAAAGAGAAAUUUUCUUUUGAACCAAAAAUUCGAUCACCUCGCAGAUUCAUAGGUAGCCCUAGGACACCAGUCAGCCCUGUAAAGUUCUCCCCGGGGGAAUUCUGGGGAAGAGGUGCUUCUGCCAGCGCAUCAAAUACUCAGACACCUGUGGAAUAUCCAAUGGAGACAAGUGGAAUAGAACAAAUGGAUGUGACAGUUUGUGGAGAGGCCUCAGCACCACUUCCAAUCCGACAACCAAACUCUGGGCCAUAUAAAAAACAAGCUUUUCCCAUGAUUUCCAAACGACCAGAGCACUUGCGCAUGAAUCUAUGACAACACAAUUUUUUUUUUUUUUAAGCCUUUAAAGGUGGAAAACAAAGAAUGGACAUAAGCCCCCUUGAAGUUGAAGUGUGAGGGCUUGUAUGGUUUACUUUUAAAAAGUGACAGUAUCAAAGAGUCAGUCAUUGCACAGAGCGACUUGGAAAGCAAAGAAAAAUGGAUUUUUUUCUGUCAAUCAAUGGUGCAUAAAAAACUUUAGAAAAUGGUAUUGCAGAACUCUAGGCACAUCGUCUAAUCGAUUCGCAGUGACAUCUUCUCACCUUAUCAAGGAUUUUUCAGCUUGAUAGCUUGAAACUGACAGUAUUAAGGGUCAGGAUGUUGCUUCAGAAUCACUGGUCUAGUUAUGAUUGUGUCACGGAGGGUUAGCCCUUUCACUAGGCAAAGUAUGAAAUGCCUAAACACUUGCGUCUGAGGAAUAAUUAGCAUGCAAGCUUGGUUAAGCUGUUUCCUACAAUGGGGUGGAAUCAAAGAUGAAAGAUAAACUUGAUUGGUAUUUCACAUUCAAAACCUAAUGAGUUUUUUUUUAUAUAUAUAUAAAAAUAUAUAUUUUUCAAAUAGAUUUUUUGAUUCAGCUCAUUAUGGAAAGUAUCCCAAAAUUAAAAAUGCAAAAUAAUUGGUUGCUGUGAAUAAAAUAAGGACUCUAGUUCUGAUUCUUCUCCUGGUGAAAUAAAAAUUCAGUAAGUGGAUCAUUUAAUUACAAAUGUGGCAUUGUGGGGUGGGAGAGAACUGUUUCACUUGCUUACCCAGCUGAAAUAUCUGUUACUGCAAAUACAAACGGAUCUAAUCAAAUGGCAAUGCUGCUAUGUUCUAGGCUUAACUGGAAGCAAUGGGCUCACAUACACGUCCUGCUUAUUUCAUCCUUGUCCUCAUCAGACAAUUUAACUGGGAAACAUCACCUUUGUAUAUGCCAGUCACUUAGAUGGAGACAGCUGAAUAUGUUCAGAUUCUUACCCGUGUAAAAGGUCAGGAAAAAGUGCAUCUGAACACAAGGUCAGUAGUUGUGGAGGAUGUACUACCACAGGAAACUGUAAGUUCUACAUAGUGUAAGCAAGCAAACCUUUUUGUAAUUAAUGGGUAAGAAUUUGAGGGAAUUUUUUUAAAUAAAAUUUUGCUUAUGGGAGUUCCCUGCCAUUAUACGUUUCUAAAUUAAUCAGAACAUUUUUUUUCUAUGCUGGGGCAAUAAAUUUGCUGAUUGUAUGAGAAAAAAAGUGUUAAAUGGCCUUUCAGUGAAUGUCUUCCACAGUGGGUCAGAACUUUAGCAACUUAAUUUAGGAAACAUGUUAAGGACACUAUUUAUGUUUUUGAAAUUGUCACAAUCUGUACAAAUGACUUACAGGUACAAAGAAUAAAAUAAAGGUAACUUUACCUUACUUAAAUACUUCCUGCCUUAAAGAAAGCAUUUCCAUGAACAUAGCUGGUGAAAGGGUUAAUAUCUGCAGAGCUUUACACUAGUUAGAGUGAGUGUAUGGUGUGUGCGUGUGUGUGUAUAUGAUCAUGCAACUGCAUACAAGUCCUGUCACUUUUUGCCUGCCACAUGUUGCAUUAUCUGUAGUCAAACUGUGCAAAGUCUACUUCUAGCGUUUCACAACAGUAGGGAUUUUUUAUAGAUUCUGCUUACUCUUAUGUAUACCGAAUCUUUUUGAGCCAUAGGAUCCAAGCCAUAAACUCUCUAAGGACGUUGAAUCCAGUCAGAGUGCUGUUUUCUAAAAUUUACUAGCCAGAAGGAUUCAGUGAUAUCUUGGUACUAACAAAGAAACAAGAAAAGAUAUUUAUGACUGAGUAAAAAUUAGUGGUUUUUUUCUUCCUGAUAAGCCUUUUGUUCAAGACUUUCAGUUUUAUAAGGAAAACCAAGUUACCAUAUAGUGCUAUAAAUUGUACUGGAAGAGUGCCAUUUUUUUAUUUGGUAACAGGACCACCAGUGACAUGUUUUGAAACUAAAAUCAUAAUGUUCAUGUCUGUAUGUAUUAUGUAUAUUUGCAAGUAGGCAACACUUCAAGCAGUGUCUGCUGUGUGCCACUUGUUAGCAUAGAUUUCCUAACAUGUUUACUGAUUUAGAGGAACUUAAAAAAAAAAAAGGGGGGGGGGGCUGUUUCUGUUAUUUUUAGAAGCAGAACGAUCUCUUUUGGUCCUAGGUACAGCUAACAGUUGCUCUUUGGUUGGCUGGAUAUAAUUGUCCAGUAGAGUUGGUUUAGUAUGGCUGGCAAGAAUGGCAAGAGUUGUUUGUCUGAGUUCACUGCUUAAUUCUAUAUACAAUUUAUCAUACUUAAAAGUAAAUUUCAUGUACUGUUAAUGUUUCAUCCCAUGGAUUAUAAGUUUAAUUCCCUACCAUAACUGUGAAACUUUUGGAGUGUGACUCAGACAGCAAGCACACACUAUGCAAUAUGGUUUAUCCUGUAUUUAUUUGUAAAAAUAUCAGACAUAGAUCCUCUAUAUAUAUAUAUAAUAGUGUCAAAGUUACUAGUCAUGAACUAAGGGGAGUAGAAUUCUAGCUCCUGUCUGGCUAUUUCAGAUAAGUGCAGAAUGCAUUGAAUAUUGGAGAGCUUAACAAGUGCUUUCUUUUGUUCAUUUAAAAAUGUCUUAAAUUUUUCAUUAGAGUAUAGAAUCUUAUUUUUUUUUAUUUUGUACAAGCUGCGCUUUUUUAAUUAUAAUCACUGAAAAAUUCACUAUAAUUUGAUUUUAUAGGAUUUUUGUAGCAUUACAAAAAUAUAGUAAAACUGAGGUUAAUACCUGCUGUGGCUAACCAUAUAAAAGUAUUAAAUCUUGAACAAAAGUCAUAUUUUUUUUACUAGAUGGAAAUAGGGGAAUAUUUUGUUCUGCAGGUCAUUAUCACAGAAGGCUUAUAGGUCAGCUGUGUUACCAGCAGUUUUUCUUUUCCCAUUUGAUGCAGAAAAUAUUCCGGUAUAAGAUAUUUAGAAUUUCAUCAUUUUUCUCUGUGGGAGUGAUGCAUACAUUUGAUGCCAUUCGUGUACUAAAUUGUAAUUUGGGGAAUGCUGGAAUAAUUCCUACCAAGACUGUCUUAAUUGUGCCAUCUGACAUUUGAAUGUCAUCCUGGUAUUAGCUCAUAAUAAAAGAUAAAAAU